AUGCAAUGGUGUGUGUGCAUGCCUCGGGAUCAUCCUUCCCGCAUGAUUCUCGAUCUAGUCUUCUUUCGGGGGGCAAAUCGGGUUAGAGAUUCCGCAGGAACAGCCGGUCCUGCUAAAACCUGUGCGCACAUCCUAGGAUAUCAUCCCUUCCUUCAGCCCUUCUUCAGCUGUGCCCAGAAGAGACUAGGAUUGAGCAACAAAACUAUGAUAAAUGGUCCUGAGAGGGCUCAGAUGUUCCAUUACCCCUCCCCCUCCUCCCCUGAUGCCAUCCAAGACGUGCGCGUCCAUUCUGCAGGGUUGUCGCACAACAGCUUGCACUUCCAGCUGCAGGAGUUAUGCAAGAGAUCGUGA
Messenger RNA from Aspergillus luchuensis, 351 nucleotides. RefSeq lists its product as uncharacterized. The record is from RefSeq and is a predicted model, not a curated record. The transcript has a single exon. Bases 1 to 351 code for a protein of 116 amino acids. Lineage: Eukaryota; Fungi; Ascomycota; Eurotiomycetes; Eurotiales; Aspergillaceae.